UCUCAAACAUUCAGCUCAAGUUUCAACAACAUCAACAACAAAUCACCUCAACCUUAGGGGUUAAUUCUCAAGACUUGCGCUGUUUUAGGCUCCCAGUAUACACGGCGCUCGUAUCCUUGUGGACAUCUCAUCACCGCGGUGAAUCGUCUUAGUUCUUUAGCGAAGGUUUUGAAGCCGCUGUUGACGUCUUGGAUCAUCGGCAAGUGAUAACGGUAGUGUUUGUAUGCCACGACGGGACACAAUGUCUGAUGAAAGUCAUCUGGAAGAGCACAUCAAAGAGAAGCGCAGUGUGCGUAUGAGGACACGUGCGCUGGUGUGGAACAGCAGGCUGUGUGUGAUGGCGGUGCUGUGUACGGUGAUCUUUGUUUCCAUAGCGGUUCUCCAGUGCAUUGGGAUAGCAUUCUUCACGAAGGGAUUCUUGUUAUCCCGACAAGUGCUGGACAACUACUCCACCGUGGCGGAUGAUAUUUACGAGGGCGCUUCGUCGCUGCGUAACUUCGACAAGGCCAUCGUCGUGAUCAUCGAUGCUCUGAGGUUUGACUUUGUGAUACCUGACGAGGGCUCCAGUAAGCCCUACCAUAACAACAUACGUCUACCGUAUGAACUGACACAGCAGUACCCUGAGAACUCUGUGCUGCUGAAAUUCAUGGCGGACCCUCCAACGACGACGUUACAGAGGCUGAAGGGGUUGACAACGGGAUCUCUUCCGACGUUUGUCGAUGCAGGGUCGAACUUUGACGGUGACGUGAUCGAAGAGGACAAUCUCAUCAAGCAAUUGUAUCACAACAAUAGAUCCAUAACGUUUGUCGGCGAUGACACGUGGAAGGCGCUCUUUGGUCCCUUCCUGAAUACGUCGUACCCAUAUGAUUCGUUGAAUGUGUGGGACUUGCAUACCGUGGAUAACGGGGUAAUUGACCAUUUCGGACCACUUCUUCAGAGCGAGCAGCAGAAAUCAUGGGACGUUCUAAUAGGUCAUUUAUUGGGCGUGGAUCACUGUGGCCAUAGGUAUGGGCCAGAUCAUUAUGCCAUGGCUGAGAAACAGCAGCAGAUGGAUUCUUUUCUACAGAGCAUUGUCGAUUCUAUGGAUGAUGAUACGCUGCUGAUUGUGCUCGGUGAUCACGGUAUGGAUAGAACAGGUAACCAUGGUGGUGACUCUGCAGAAGAACUUGAGGCUGCACUUUGGUUAUACUCAAAGAAAAGGGCAUUCCAUCAGCUGCAGAACCAAGAUUCUUAUGACAUCAGAAGAAAUGGAGCCAAUUAUAGAAAGGUCAAUCAGAUCGAUUUGGUUCCUACGUUUUCACUGUUACUGGGCAUUCCGGUUCCAUUCAACAACCUUGGUGCGCCAAUUGAGGAGGCAUUUGCUGAGUCUUCAUUGUAUCUGAAAGCUGCAAAGUAUACACUCGAACAGAUUCAUCGUUAUAGACAACACUCCACGUCACUAAUGGAUGAUGAACUCAUUAAUUCAAAGUUCAAACAGGCCCAAGAGUCCUGUACAGAUGAAAACUUUUCUCAGCUUUUCCAAGAUUACCAAAAUGCAUCACUUGAGAGAUGUAAAGAUUUGUGGGCUAGAUUUGAUAUGAUCAGUAUUGUUGUUGGGAUUGUUCUCAUUUUCUUAUCGAUUAUCAUCUUAAUCGUUUACUUCAAAAUGAUCCCAAGUGUGGUGAUGACACAACUCUCAGAGGAAAUAGUCCCCUCAAUAAUAGCAAUGACGUCGCUCCUGACUGUUAUUGCAAUUUCAAUCUCAUUGAUUUUAAAACCUUCAUUCAUGACAUUGCCUUGGUGUACGAUGUUGGGUGCAGCACUUGGGAUUGUCUUUGGGUUUGCUGUUCCAAUAUUUGAUCGAUACAGUUGGAUAUGGUUGUUUUAUUCCUUCUUGGAUAGAUUUGGGGGAUUUUGGACAUUAGUUGCCUUGUUCUUCUCAUUCCUGCAUUUGGCUAUAUUCGCAUCUAACUCGUUUACAAUUUGGGAAGAUCGCAUUUUGGGCUACCUUCUAACCACUUUUGGUAUAUUGGCUGCCUGGAAAUCAUCGCUUGCUGACUCGUCGGUUAAGAGAAUCAUGGGUAUAUACCACUCCGUGUCAUUUAUGGUGAUCACAAGGUUGGCUUCGUUGAUCACAAUUUGUCGUGAGGAGCAGGGAACAAUGUGUACACCAAACUAUGACGUUUCUUCUUGGACUAUUGUGAUGCUCUUCAUACAAACAUUCGUGUUCCCAUCUAUUAUCAAAGCAUUUUACGACAUAUCUGGCUCAUAUCAGAGUGCAGCACCAACGUGGAACAGAGUUUUCAGACUUAUUCUUCUGAGUAUUGCGCUCUAUUGGGGUCUUGAAUGGUUUGAACGUCAUCAAUACGAGUUGACGUAUGAUUUCGUCAAGCGCAUCAGUCUCUCCUCAGUGCACACUACAAAGUUCACCUUGGCUCGUAUCAUUGCCGGUACAACACUGGUUGCGGCCAAUGUUGGAUGGUCAAGAGGUCCUCUGUGUGUGGGACUUGAUGUUAAAAACCGUGAAACGAAAGAAGUUGUUAUCCUUGGUUACCAAAACGUUUACGGAUCGCAAUACUUCCUUUUAAUGAUGAACAUUAUAGCGAGCGUGAUGCUGUUCACCAAACCAAUGGGCCAAUUUGCCAUAUUUUUGAUGGUUUACCAGCUAUUAUCCUUUGUUGAGCUUGUUGACAUUCUUGAAAUACGCUCCAACUUGAUCUCGCCAGUAAUCGUUGGGCUUCUCGGGUGGUUCUAUUUCUUCUCUACGGGGCACCAAGCAACGAUUGCCUCGAUCCAAUGGGAGCUGGGAUUCACACUUGUCGACACCAUCGUGUUCCCAUUCUCACACAUCCCAAUCUUCCUGAACACAUUUGCAUCCUUCCUCAUCGCUACAGCUGCUAUUGCUCUUGUCACCAUAUGGAAAAUCCCACCAAGCACAAAGCCAGUCGCCCUCUAUGCCAAGAUAAUCGAAAACUGUGGUACACUGCUCGCUUAUCAAUCAGUGAUCACGCUAAGCACGUUGAUCUUUGCCACAGUUUUCAGAAGACACUUGAUGGUUUGGAAGAUCUUUGCACCGAGGUUUAUGAUUGCAGGCCUAGUACAGAUCGUCGUUAACGUUGUACUUAUUCUGAUCCCUGUCGGCUUUGCAAGCGGGAAACUCAUAAUACAGAUCAACAGGAUCUUUGGGAAGGGAUCCUGAACCAAACUCAUCAUAUAAAACACUUGCAUUGGACGAACAAGACCACAGAGUUAUCUACGUGUAUUAAUAUAGAAAGAGAGCUCUUCUUUAAGUACUUUUUGGUAGGCGC
Williopsis jadinii is the source of this 3287-nucleotide messenger RNA. It is a transcript of the gene GPI13, whose product is annotated as mannose-ethanolamine phosphotransferase GPI13. The record is from RefSeq and is a predicted model, not a curated record. The coding region runs from base 242 to 3178 and encodes 978 amino acids. Gene Ontology annotation, molecular function: mannose-ethanolamine phosphotransferase activity. The transcript has a single exon. Gene Ontology annotation, cellular component: endoplasmic reticulum membrane. NCBI's taxonomy places the organism in Eukaryota, Fungi, Ascomycota, Saccharomycetes, Phaffomycetales, Wickerhamomycetaceae. Gene Ontology annotation, biological process: GPI anchor biosynthetic process.